AGCAAAGGCUGAACAUCUUCUCUUUGUCCGUCAGAGGGAGUGGAGUUUCUUGCUUUCAGCACUUCGCCCCAUAUUCACCGCAGAACUGCGUCGGGCUGUACAGGAACUGUUUUAACGUUCAGUUGAGUCCUGCUGAUUGCCGCCCGAAUCCCUGCCAUUCGAAUUGAAGAAGUUGAUUCAUGAUUUCUAGGAAGUACAGUCCUACUUUAUUUCCUACCUGGAUUAACUCGUAGACAAGAGACAAUUUACCUGCUCAACCAUUUUUGGUGUAAGCGUUUGCCUGUCAGAAACAAUGCUGUGGAAACUAGCAGAUAACGUUAAGUACGAGGAUGACUGCGAGGAAAGGCACGACGGGAGUAGCAAUGGCAACCCCCGACUUCCUCACCUCCCCGCCGUGAGCCAGCACCUUUACAGCCCGUCGCCGUCUAUCUCACACUCGGCCAACUCAGAUUUCCAACCCCCGUACUUCCCUCCUCCCUACCAACCUAUAUCAUAUCCCCAGUCCAGUGACCACUAUUCGCACCUCGGGGACCCUUUCAACAUCAACUCUAUACACCAGUCGUCGUCUAACCAGCAGCAGUCAUGGCCGGGGCGACAAGGUCAAGAGGGACUCGGACCUCAUUCGCGAAGCGGACUCGCGGGACAGAUUCUGGGUCUUGACGGCGGCUCGUCCGGCUUGAGGAGAGAAGGUUUUCGUCGACCGGAGCUGCUACCGCCCCACGCCCAUAACAUUGAGUCACCCGUCAUUAGCGAUAACAUUGGACUGCACGAAAUGGGUCAUGGUCUGGAUGAUGGUCAACAUGUCGAUGAUCACAGCAUUAUAAUGGCCGACCAGACAGUCAUCAAAAAAGUACUAGGACUACGAGGUGGCAGGAACCUUGAUCGCUUACAGAGGACUUAUUAUGAGGGGGGCAUUCUUGCGGGUGAGGACGAAGGCCCUGUGUCGCUUCCCAAAGGCAACUCCCUCGGCAUGCCCUUCCAGAAGGAGUCCCUGCUCGGCAUGGUGUCCAACCCCACUGAGGUGUUCUGCUCAGUGCCCGGACGCCUGUCUCUCCUCAGCUCCACCUCCAAGUACAAGGUGACCGUGGCGGAGGUUCAGCGACGCCUGUCCCCUCCUGAGUGCCUCAACGCGUCCCUGCUCGGUGGGGUCCUGCGCAGAGCAAAGUCUAAAAAUGGCGGCCGGUCUUUGAGGGAAAAACUGGAUAAGAUUGGGCUCAACUUGCCCGCCGGGAGGAGAAAAGCUGCUAAUGUGACUCUCCUGACUGCACUCGUAGAAGGCGAAGCUGUUCACUUGGCAAGGGACUUUGGCUAUGUAUGUGAGACGGAGUUUCCAGCGAAGGCCAUCGCUGAAUACCUGGGUCGACCACAUGUGGAACGCAAUGAGGUCAACUCCCGGAAGAACAUGCUCCUUGCUGCCAAACAAAUCUGUAAGGAAUUCACCGACCUGCUAACUCAGGACCGUUCGCCCCUGGGGAACGCCAGGCCGGCACCGAUCUUGGACCAAGGCAUCCAGGGCUGCUUGACCCACUUCAGUCUCAUCACCCACGGCUUUGGGUCACCGGCCAUCUGCGCGGCCAUGACCUCCCUCCAGAACUACCUUAACGAAGCCCUCAAACAGGUGGACAAAAUGUACCUGAGUUCCGGCAGCGAUACGCAGGGCUCCUCUGACAACGGUAGCAAGUCCUCUGACAAAAUGGAGAAGCACAGAAAAUGAGGAAACACUCUCUCGUUGGACUGUACAGACCCCCCCCCCCCCCCCACACACACACAAACACACACACAAACACACACACACUCCCCUUCGGACUACUUCCACGUCGAUAUUUGGAAGCGAAAAUGGUCGGUGUGAUUCCGAUUAUAGAUUUCUGUUGUAACUGCACAAUUGAAUUUACACAUUUUCUCCAUUAUGGCCCAAACUCUAUUACGAUGUCUUUUUUUUUUUUCACACCACUGGCUGGUUUUAAUGUGAGACCGACCAACUUUGGUGCCUGCUGUAAUAGUAGGGGUAUAAGAUACAGCCAAAAGGCCUGAAAGGACUGGAAGGAAGGAAACAGAAAGCAGACUGUUGUUUCCCCAGAGGACAUCAUUUCAAGAUGGGUUGCAGAGGCUGUGAAUUCUUUUAACCUUUUUCAUCCUCCUCUUCUGUCUGGAGGUAAAUCCUCUGAUUUCCUGUGUCUCUUGCACGGUGCUCAGUUCUCAUUGGACUUACCAAAGGACAAAUCUUUUUUUCAACAGGAGACAAAAAAAAAGUAUUUUUUUUCCUCUUGUGUUGCUUGAAUUUUCAUAAUGACUUCAAUGGGGACAGUGUUAUUGUGCUUUGUUCUUAGGAGGUUCUUUAGAAGAUCUGGUAAAAAAAAAAAAAAAAGAGACCCUGGUUGUUUGAUUGUCAGUGUUCCAGAGAAACCAGAAACCUUAAAGACGAUUUGUAAUAGCAGCCAUUCUGCGUUUGAUGAGGAAUGGUUACUUGUGGGUUGUGACAAAGGCAUGGCAAUGGGCUCUUUGUUACUUUUAAUCCAGUCUUUAAGUACUCCAAUUGCCCAUUGGCUCCUUCAGUAUUUUUACACUGCAAUGUAAAAGGAGUAAGUCCCUGACCUGAUCAGAUAUCUUUUACCUCGCGUUAAAAAACACUCCCAUGUUGAUGUUAACUGUAUCCAAUCAUAAUCAGCCAUUUUCAUCUAAACUGUAUUUCUUUCAGCCAGUUGUCUGGCAGGAGUGCAUGCGUUACAUUGUGCGAGUGCGUCUGUGUUACAGAAUGUAAAUAUUCCUUUGGAAAAAGAGUGUUUUUAAUUAGACAUUGAACUGCAAACAGAGGAUCUUUGUCUGUUACCUUUACCCUGAAUGUAAAUAUUUUCUAAUUUAUGUUGUAAUUUAACGGGAUAUGUAAAUAACGGUAUUAUUCUGGUGUGUGGCUUAACUUUUUAUGACGUGUUACACUUUUAUAAGUGGGUUACUUUUUUAUAAUGUAGAGGUUAGGCAGUGGGUAUGAUAUGCUUUUUGAACUGUCUGUCUGUGUAAAAUUGUUUUAAAGUUAUAGGAAAAAAGAAUAAAAAUUCCACCCUGUUUAUAAUGA
This is a messenger RNA of Esox lucius (northern pike), 3070 nucleotides long. RefSeq names its product transcription factor AP-2 gamma (activating enhancer binding protein 2 gamma) (gene tfap2c). Lineage: Eukaryota; Metazoa; Chordata; Actinopteri; Esociformes; Esocidae. Gene Ontology annotation, cellular component: nucleus. Bases 293 to 1714 code for a protein of 473 amino acids. Gene Ontology annotation, molecular function: RNA polymerase II transcription regulatory region sequence-specific DNA binding; DNA-binding transcription factor activity, RNA polymerase II-specific. The record is from RefSeq and is a predicted model, not a curated record. Gene Ontology annotation, biological process: regulation of cell population proliferation; regulation of transcription by RNA polymerase II; anatomical structure development. The transcript has 8 exons.